This is a messenger RNA of Elephantulus edwardii (Cape elephant shrew), 1821 nucleotides long. RefSeq names its product nucleolar and coiled-body phosphoprotein 1-like. Bases 1 to 1821 code for a protein of 606 amino acids. The transcript has 2 exons. NCBI's taxonomy places the organism in Eukaryota, Metazoa, Chordata, Mammalia, Macroscelidea, Macroscelididae. The record is from RefSeq and is a predicted model, not a curated record.
AUGGCGCUGAGCCUGCUGGAGGACUGGUGCCGCCUGCUGGGCGUGGACGUGCGCCGGGCCUUGCUGGUCACCGGCAUCCCCGAGGGCUUGGAGCAGGCUGCCGUCGAGGCGACCCUGCAGCCGGCCUUCCAGGGCCUGGGCGCCUUCAAGCUGCGCAGCACGCGGACCCUAAGGAAGGAGAAGGCCAAGGCCGCCCUGGUGGAGUUCGUGGGGAGUGUGGAGCAGGCGGCUGUGCCCCGGGAGAUCCCGAGCCAGGACGGGGUCUGGAGGGUGCUGUGUAAGGAUCGCGUGGAGGAUUCCCGCGUCCUCAGGCAGAUGAAACGCUUGCUGUUGGAUGAAAGGCCCCCGCGGGCCCAGGUGGCCAAGGUUCCCGGGGACACAACUUCCCCUCUGGAUCAGGAAAGCCAGGCGCCCCCGGGGUCGGGCCAGUCCGGGAGGCGCGCCCUAUCCCCUCUGGGCAUAGGAAGAAAGGCUAGGAGAGGGCGCCGGGGCCGUGGAAGUAGGGCCAGAAGCAACAGGUUGACCAAGAAGGGCAAGAAGAGGGGGCGAGGGGGGCGGCCGGCCACCUUGAUGAGGAGUGAGUCGGAAGACUCCUCGGACGAGAGCCUGGGCAUCGUGAUCGAGGAGCUGGAGGAGGACGAAGACGAGGACCAGAAGGCGCUAUACGCCACCCUGCAAGCGGCCGCCAGGGAACUCAUUAAGAAGUGGGGUGGGCAGGACGAUCGCCAGGAGGGAGAUGCCCCCCGAGAGUUCUUGGCCCUGGUCACCGUCAAGGACAAAACCAAGACGGAAGAGGCCGAGAACGAGCCACCACCCUCUGCUGAGUCCAACAACCUCGAGGGCAAGGAAGACAAGAACAUCGUCCCUGACUUGGUGGCACUCCUGGCCGUCCGAGACACACCGGAUGAGGAGACCAUGGAGAGUGACGCCUCGGAGAGCGAGGACCAAGAAAAUGAUGGAGUGAUCAACCCCGAGUUCGUGGCCAUUGUGGCCUACACUGACCCUUCCGACCCCUCGGCCCGGGAGGAGAUGUUGAAAAUCGCCUCUGUCAUCGAGUCGCUGGGCUGGAGCGAGAAGAAGGACAAAAGGGAGGCCCUGCCCGAGGUGUUGGCUGUGAUGACCAAGGACACGUCGGGCAUCCGCGUGAAGGUGAAGGAGGCGGGCCGCGAGGUGGACGCCAUGGUCCUGAGAAAUGCCAAAGAUGACGGGAAGCUUCUAGAAUGCAUUUCCACCCUGGCUGACCCGGAGACCCCAUCCAAGGAGAAGAAACCCAACCUCCUCAAGGGCUGGGCCAAUGAUGGCCCAGAAGGAGGGGGUCUCCUGGAGCUGGUGGCGCUCCUGGCCGCACAGGACAUGGCGGAGGUGAUGAAGGAGGAAAAAGAAAACGCCUGGGAGGGCGGCAAAUUCAAGUAUGCCAAAGGCAACCUCGGCGAGGUCUUGGCGCUCCUCGCCGCCCGCGAGAUCCUAGAGUCCGGGCAGACCUCGUCCUCCGAGUCCUCCACGGAGUCGGAUUCCGAGUCCUCGGAGACAGAAUCCUCCGAAUCCGACGACUCGGAGAGCGAGGAGUCGGGGCCCGAGGACCGGGCGUCCCGGAAGCCGCGCGCCAAGAGGGCGCGCACCGCAGCGCGCAACCUGGGCCAGGCCGGGGGCCGGGCCUCAGCCCAGGAUGAUGGAGCAGGCAGCAAGAAGAAGAAGGCGAACCCCAGCUCGGGGCCCCACGGCAAGGCCAGCGAGACCAAGAGCCAGCCGCCCGCCGGCUCCCGCUCCGUCCGCGGGAAGAAGGUGCGUCGGGGCCGCAGGCUGCCCCCCAAGUGCCGCUAG